GAAACACAAGGCAAUGGAGAAGCAAGCGCGAUCCAUGGCGGCCUCCAUUCUCCUCGUGCUCCUCUCCCUAUCCUUAACCGCCCCUUCGGCGCGCUGCCAGACGGUGGCGACGGCGCCCGCACCAGCCGCGGCCCCGGCGAAGUCAAUCAGGGCGGUGCUGACCAAGGCUGGGCAGUUCACCAAGUUCCUCCAGCUGCUCAAGUCCACGCAGGAGGAGGAUCAGAUCGACUCCCAGCUCAAGGGCAAGUCCUCCUCCGGCGGCUUCACCGUCUUCGCGCCGACGGACAACGCCUUCACCUCGCUCAAGUCCGGCUCCCUGAACGCGCUCUCCGACCAAGAGAAGACGUCGCUGGUGCAGUUCCACGUGCUCUCGCAGCUGCUCCCCAUGGCGCAGUUCGACACGGUGAGCAACCCGCUGCGCACGCAGGCCGGCGACACCGGCAGGGGCAAGUACCCGCUCAACGUCACGGCUGACGGAGCCGGGAGGGUGAACAUCUCCACCGGCGUCGUCAACGCCACCGUCGACAGCACGCUCUUCACGGGCGACAGGCUGGUGGUGUACCAGGUGGACAAGGUUCUGCUGCCGUGGAAGCUCUACGGGCCGCCCGUGCCGCCUGCGCCCGCGCCGUCGCCGACGGUGGACAAGGACAAGAAGAAGGGAGGGCCGGUGGCAGUGGCCGACGGGCCGGAGGCUGAUUCCGCCACGGCGUCGGAGGCGGCGCCUCGCGGGAUGCGGGGUCUCGGCGUCGGUCUGUGCGGGGUGGCCGUCGCCGUGGCAGCCGCGUGGUGUGGCAUGUGACGAGAAAGUGUUGUGUUGCCACGUCAUGCACUUGAAGGUUGUUCUCUUCUCUCUUCUUCCUCGUGAGACGACAGUCGACAGGUUCUACAAAUGGUCAGUUGUUCUGGUGUGCUUUUUUUUCGUUUCGGUGUUGUUUUUGUACGAUUAAUGUAUAUUUUCUGAA
This is a messenger RNA of Lolium rigidum, 962 nucleotides long. Its product is annotated as fasciclin-like arabinogalactan protein 11. NCBI's taxonomy places the organism in Eukaryota, Viridiplantae, Streptophyta, Magnoliopsida, Poales, Poaceae. The coding region runs from base 14 to 799 and encodes 261 amino acids. The transcript has a single exon. The record is from RefSeq and is a predicted model, not a curated record.